GGGUGGAGGGAGAGCAGAGACGUGCAGGUCAGCGCUCCCGCCUGCCUCACUCGCUGUCAAGCCCUACGGAAGCCUUUUUGGAGCUUCCCAAGCAUCAAUUCAGUCAGUGGAGGUUUGGAUUUGCGUGGGACUUAGGUAUUCCACCAAGAUUAACUUAUGGUAGCUUCUCCUGGAAGUGAGGUUUUGCGGUCCUGGUUAUGGGUCAGAUAACUGGCCUCCUGGAAAAUGUAAUGAUUCCUAAAAGGCAAGCGUUUGAACCCCUGAAGAGAUCAGUCGUGGCACAGUCUCAGCAUUUCUCAGCAGAACCCAUUGAGAAGAAGGAAGAGGACGAAAUGAAGAGGAAGAGAGUAAAGCUAAGAGAAAACCUCAGUCCAGUUGGUUUACACAAUAUUGGACAGACCUGCUGCCUUAACUCUGUGAUUCAAGUGUUGGUUAUGAAUACAGGCUUCACCAAGAUAUUGAAGAGGAUCACAGUGCCAAGGGAAGUGGAAGCGCGGAGGAGAAGCUUCCCCUUUCAGCUUCUCUUGCUGAUGGAGAAGAUGCAGGACAGACGGCAGAGAGCAGUGCGGCCCAUGGAACUUGUCUACUGUCUCCAGAAGUACUAUGUACCACUGUUUGUCCAACAGGAUGCUGUUCAACUUUACCUCAUAGUGUGGAACCUAAUAAAAGACCAAAUCCCUGAUGUGGACUUGGUAGAAAGUUUGCAGGCCCUGUACACAAUUCGAUUGAAGGAGUCUGUGGUUUGCUCUGAGUGUUCCAUGGAGAGUAGCAGAGAUAGUUGCAUGUUGACCCUCCCCCUUUCUCUUUUUGACAAGGAUUCAAAACCCAUAAAUACACUGGAAGAUGCUCUUCAGUAUUUCUUCCAUCCUAAGGAGUUAUCAAGCCAAAACAAGUGCUUAUGCGUUACCUGUGAGAAGAAAACUGCUGGGAAACAGGUCUUCAAGGUAACCCAUUUGCCCCAAACCUUGACAAUUCAUCUUAAGCGCUUCUCCAUCAAGAAUUCGAAGACAGAAAAAAUUUGCCACUCACUCUACUUCCCUCAGAGUUUGGAUUUAAAUCAGGUCCUCCUGACUGAGCCAGACCUCUGCAGUGCUGAGGAAUAUCUUGAAGGACAAUAUGAACUCUUUGCUGUGAUUGCACAUGUGGGAAUGGCUGAUUUUGGUCAUUACUGUGCCUAUAUACGGAAUUCUGUGGAUGGAAAAUGGUUCUGCUUCAAUGAUUCAAAUGUUUGUUGGGUUUCCUGGGAAGACAUCCGCUGCACUUUUGGAGAUCAUAACUACCGCUGGAGAGAAACUGCAUAUCUUCUGGUUUACAUGAAGACUGAAUCCUAAUGAAUGUACCCUAGACCUUGAAAUAUCAACAGUGUGUAAUUUUUAUUUCUAUUCCUGAAUCUGUUGGCACUUUUAUGAGACUUUUCAGUGAAAAGAUGACUAUUAAUUAUCUUAUUUAUAAUCAAAUCUUAUAAUUAAAUCUUAUUUAUAAUCAAAGGUAAAUACCAAAAUAUUUAGCAGUAGGACUGCAAAGGUUACUGCAGGUCAGAAUGAUAAAUAUUUCCACCACUGGUUUCUGACUGACCAGUGGUCUUAGUAUUUCCAGUUAUAUAAAGUAUCAGUCCUUUAGUUGAGUUGAGAUAAUCCAGAUACUUGUAAAUAGGAGACAGUGAGAGGCAUUCAGUAGAUGAAGUACAGUUAGAUAUGUUCAACUGUUUCAAAAACUCAAGUGUUUAUAAUUGUUGCUCAUUUAUUUGGCAGAUGUGCAUUCAUUAUUUACUCCCCAUAAAAUACUGCAAAGGCACAAAAUUAAUAAAG
Messenger RNA from Sorex araneus (European shrew), 1808 nucleotides. It is a transcript of the gene USP18, whose product is annotated as ubiquitin specific peptidase 18. Gene Ontology annotation, molecular function: cysteine-type endopeptidase activity; cysteine-type deubiquitinase activity. Gene Ontology annotation, cellular component: cytosol; nucleus. The coding region runs from base 198 to 1331 and encodes 377 amino acids. Gene Ontology annotation, biological process: protein deubiquitination. Lineage: Eukaryota; Metazoa; Chordata; Mammalia; Eulipotyphla; Soricidae. The transcript is spliced from 11 exons. The record is from RefSeq and is a predicted model, not a curated record.